This is a messenger RNA of Dissoconium aciculare CBS 342.82, 1263 nucleotides long. Its product is annotated as alpha/beta-hydrolase. The coding region runs from base 1 to 1263 and encodes 420 amino acids. NCBI's taxonomy places the organism in Eukaryota, Fungi, Ascomycota, Dothideomycetes, Mycosphaerellales, Dissoconiaceae. The record is from RefSeq and is a predicted model, not a curated record. The transcript has 2 exons. Gene Ontology annotation, molecular function: hydrolase activity.
AUGUCCGUGUGGCUCUGUGGUCGACACAGCGCGGCGAGACGAAAUGCCGUUCAUCCGUCAUUCCGACUAUUCACCAACACAACGUUUCCCGUGACUUCGUCCUCACACGAAACGGUCACUGUGCCUUGCAAGAGCAAUGGCGAGAUAUCGCUCGAUAUCUACCAUCCUCUCACAUCAACACCUCCGGAUGUGAAUCUGCCCCAUGUAGCCAUCUAUCUUCCGCGUGGACCAAUCGCAAGCGAUCCAUCUUUGGAUGCGCAAAACGUCGCGGAAUUGCGCGCGGUACUACCAUGUCCCAUCGUCCAAGUCAACUAUCGCUGUCGACGUCGUGGUUUCGCAGGCCAUGCCUUCCCGACUCCGCUCCACGACGCUGUCACUGGUUAUGAUUGGGUGUACGAAAAUCUGCUGGCGAAGCGCGCCAUCAGUCGUCCAGGGCGAUCGGACCUCGUCGGUCGCAUAGCCGUCGUCGGAGAACUUCUAGGUGGCUCGCUUGCCACUUCUUUGGCCCUGACUGAGUGUAAAAUCGGGGAACCCGGCAUCGUCGCAGCAGCCGUGAGUAGCCCUAUCGUCGACUGGGUCGCAUUUGACGACGAAGGUGCGGCCGAACCUGUCACGAACGGUCGCGGCGAGCCUCUCAAGGUCGAUUUGUCGCUCCAUGGCCUAUUGAAUCACCGUCGCACCAUCUUCCGCAGGCCGGAUGCAUACUUUGACCCAUUCGCUUCUCCAUCACUGUUCUUCCGUUCUGCAGGCAUUGAUGCCCCGCCGCCACCCAUCGACGAAGAAGGACCAGAGCAAGGAUCGAGCGACAUGGACUUCCUGGCUCAGUUAUCUCGCGAAGAGAGUAACGAGCAAGACUUCUUCCGGUCACAGCUCGCUCUAGGCGCAAACUCAACGCCAUCUCAAGGCUUGCCACCACCCACAGCUGCACCGCUUCCCCUCGUCAAAAGGCGCAAAGCCUCGCGCCGCUAUCCGAGUCCAUCGCUGAAGCUCCGCCUCCCGCCCUUUCACAUCGCAACUGGCGGUGACUCCAUCCUCAAGCCACAGGUUACCGAAUUCGUGCGCCUAUUACAGAAGAGCGACGAGCGCCAGCAGCGGGCUUUAGAUGACAUGCUAGCGCCGCCGAGCUCGUCGUUCGAAAGUGACAUGGUCGACUAUAUCCAAAGCCCGGCAGGUCUGGGACUUUGGGAUAGCGGGCGUGAUGGCCGCGCGAGACUUUCGGAUGCUGCGCAAUGGUUACGAAUGACUCUGUUUCAUGGGCGAUGA